CCCAAGCCAAUCUGACAGUCGUUGCACUAUAGUCUAAUCAAGCAUUCGAGUAAAGAGAGAAUAAAAGGACUGAAAAAAUAAUAAAGAGAGUAAAACCCAGUGGUUUUUACAUCAGUGAUAUGUAGUUAUGGACGCACUGGGGAUAUUAUAACUUAGAAUUACUCCCACUCCACCGAAUUUGCACUCAUAUCUUUGGUCCCCACCUCUGGAAACCGAGACUUAAAUUUCUCCAGUACGAUAGUAUAUGUUUACAUGUGCCCAGAGCAUUACUUCACUCAUUGCGUGUGUACGUCUGGUAAAAUGAAACGACUCUGUGCAUUUAUUUCAGUUUCUAUGGUGUGCAAUUGAGGUAUUGGUGUACAUUCCCAAGGCUUUACAUGAUCAGUGGUAGAACAGGAAGUCCAGCAAUCAUCAUUCAAUUCCAUAAAAAUUCAUCAACUGCGGGAGCGUCUGUCCCUAGCUCAACACUUAUCGAUUAAUUUCUCUUGAUAAUUGUUUAUUAAAAUCAUGAUCAUCUCUAAUUGCUGAUCAGUAAUCAAUCGGUUGUGAUAGUGAAUAGUCGUGUGGAUCAUGGUGAAAAUGAAAGGAGUGGAGAUAAUAAUUCGUGAGCAACGGUAAAAUGUGCGAGCAAUUAGUCGGAUAAUUGGAUUUUCAUUGCGGAUAAAUCUCAGUGCACCGUCGGGUUACGGUCACUUAGGUUAAGCUGUUGUAUGCGUUGUUUACACGCCCCUGUCUGAUUUGUCAUGCACAGGAGGCACACGUUAGACACGAGCUUCAGGAUUGAUGGAAUCAGUUGAUUCCACAAAUUGAGUUUUUUCGUGAUUUGUGAGGAUUUGGGUGGAGAGGGCUGAUUUUUUUUUAUUGUGAGCAACUGUUCAGGCAUUUAUCAGGGAAUAAUGAUGAGUACGUGGACUGAGAGGAUGCACAGGAGGGCUGCUACCCUUGGAAAUGUUGUGACGAGUUGUGGACACCCCAGCUCGGUUCCACCAUAUCCAAGAAGACUCGACAAAGUUAAAUUUGGGGUUCCACUUGAUGAAGUCUGCAAGAACGAUAUUCCAGGCCCAUUACUGGUUCUCAUUUUGAAACUGAAUAAAGAGGCACCACAGCGAAAGGACGUGUUCCGAGCCCCAGGUCAUCAGGGCAACAUGAAAAAAUUGAUACAUUUCCUUCAAACCGGACGACUAGUUAACAUCGACAACUUCAGUGUCUACACAAUUGCUAGUGUACUGAAGAAAUUCCUGCGUAAAAUACCUGGUGGCGUCUUCGGUCGCGAGGGUGAACAGCAAUUGUUUACAGUAAUUCAACUAGACAGUGUCGAGCAACAAAGGGACCAGAUCCAUAGAUUAAUCACUUCAUUGCCAAUUUACACUCAACGUCUCCUGGUGUUACUAUUCGGGACGUUUAGGGUAGUUGCAGUUAAUAGUGACAGGGCGAGGACUGGAAUGUCGAGUGAAGCACUAGGUGUUUCUGUAGCUCCAUCGUUUUUCCAGAGUUGCGUGAGCGAUGGAAAAACAGCGAAAAUGGAAGAUGUCCUGAGGUUCAAGGUUGCAACUCGAGUUAUGAAAUUUAUGAUCGAUAAUUUCGGGGUGUCGAAUCUGUUUGGACGGGAGAACUAUGAAUUCUACGCGAGAAUUACCGGACGAAUUCUGAAGGUCGAUGAGGAUUGGAUAUUUAGCUUCCGAUACCCUCCGGAUUCUCUUGUAUCAAGACAAUUAUCGCUGGAAGCAGAAAAAACAUGGCUGCAGUACGAGUGUGAGCGAUGGGGACUGAAAUUCAAUUUAGAAUCGAUGUCACAUCAGGAGGAAUCCCAAUCGACCCCCGCCCUCAUCCACGUUCCAGAGACUAUAGAACUGACGUCAUCCCUAGGAAUGAUUCCAGAAAACACUCUUCUGGAGAGUUAUACAAGGUUGUCAGUGAGCCUCGAGGAGAACGGCCUCUUUCAGGCGUCGAGCAGAUCAUCGAGCAACGGGAGUCAUCAUUCACGCCAUGGAGACAUAAUGACACUGGACGAACUGAGGGCAGUAAAUCGUUAUGCUGAGAGCACAAAGAGUCUCAGUUAUCUGCCACAGGUGCACGAGAGGCAAACUGCACGAAUGCGCACGAGAUCUGAGUGGUUUUUGACACCUGUUGGGGAGAGAUUAGCUGGUACCGAUAGCGAUCCAACAGCUAUACACAUUCUUAGGGGAUCCAAUCGUUCGUCGUCGGGGAAUAUCGCAACAGGUCUGAGCGCUAGUGCAGAGUCUGUGAAACGUCCGAGUCUUCGUCAAACAGUCUCUCGAGAGAAAUCCCGUUUGCAUCGAAGUUCGUCUCGUCGGAACAAGGAAAACGGUGCAAAAUGUCGAAAUGAUACGGGAAAAUCGCGUUCUCUGGAGGCAAUGAAGAUGAAGAGAGUCUCCCUUGAGCAGCCAGCGGAGAAAAUUCUAAAAAAUAACGAGGAACUGUCGAAUGAGGUAGAUAAAACCGCAGAAAUGUCUAUUGGCCCCCAGGACUGCACCGAAAUGGAUGUCCAGACGUUCCACGUCACUCUCACCUAUAAACCCCGUAUAUGAAAGAAACAAUAGGAUUAACAAAUUAAUUAACUCAAAAUAAACUAACCCAAGGUAUCAAAAAGACACUUAGCUAUGCCAAAUUUCAAAAAUAUAAGUAGACGAAUAGUUAUCCUAAUUAAUUACCAAAAAUCCUAGCGAUUGGAUUAGGGAAAUUAUUCACUCCUGUCCUAAAAAUAGAUAAGCCAACAAUUAAAAUAUUCUGGGACUAUGAAAUUUAAAAGAUGUUCUACAGAAAAGUCUCUGGAUGUUUUUCAAUAAUUACCAAAGAAAUUUAUUAUGGAAUUCUAAUGAUUUUCGAUAACAAUUAAAUCAUUUUUUUGCGGAAUAGUCUGUUAAUUUCUGUUGUCUUGUCUAUUUUUACGACUGAGUUUGAUAUUAAACGCGAGAGAAAACAAAUUCCUUUGAAUUAACGAAUGAAGGAGAAGGAAUAAAACAUCGCCUGCUUCGAUUCCCUCCAGAUACCAUGACGAUAUCAUAAUAUCAGUCUCAGGACUGGUAAAAAAUUUUUUUUCGCAUCGCUUAAACCAUUGAUGUAUCGACGAAAUAAAUAUGUAAACGAAACAGCUCCAAUGAUAUAUAAUGGGAGACGACGUUAAUGUAAUUGUUCAUUAAUCCGUAAAUGUUCACUGUGUGUGUCAAAUAAUCGUCGAUUUUUUUAAUUGUCCGGUGUUGAUCCGGUUGGACUCUUGGAAAAAUUAGGCAGAUAUGCUCAUUCCAAAAAAAUUAAUGUUUACGAUUUUUUUUUUAUUAUUUUGAAAAUAUCCUAUAACAAAGGAUUGAAAAUCGAAUCUCUGCGAAUAUUUCUAGAACCAAUAGGUUUAAGAUCGAUAAAUGAAAAAUAUCAAAACAUUUUUAUCGUCAAUAAUUUUUUAAAUAUUUUGAU
This is a messenger RNA of Fopius arisanus, 3432 nucleotides long. It is a transcript of the gene RhoGAP71E, whose product is annotated as Rho GTPase activating protein at 71E. The record is from RefSeq and is a predicted model, not a curated record. Gene Ontology annotation, molecular function: GTPase activator activity. Lineage: Eukaryota; Metazoa; Arthropoda; Insecta; Hymenoptera; Braconidae. Gene Ontology annotation, biological process: signal transduction. The coding region runs from base 897 to 2549 and encodes 550 amino acids. The transcript is spliced from 10 exons.